This is a messenger RNA of Heteronotia binoei (common prickly gecko), 3576 nucleotides long. RefSeq names its product zinc finger protein 436-like. The record is from RefSeq and is a predicted model, not a curated record. The transcript has 6 exons. Gene Ontology annotation, biological process: regulation of transcription by RNA polymerase II. Bases 177 to 2081 code for a protein of 634 amino acids. Gene Ontology annotation, molecular function: RNA polymerase II cis-regulatory region sequence-specific DNA binding; DNA-binding transcription factor activity, RNA polymerase II-specific. NCBI's taxonomy places the organism in Eukaryota, Metazoa, Chordata, Lepidosauria, Squamata, Gekkonidae.
GGGAGGUGGGUGGGAGCAGAAGGGUUUGCUUCUCCGUUGGGGAAGAGAACAGCAACGGCGGGGGAAAGCCUUGCAGGCAGAUAUCCCGGGAAAGUCUGCUUAGAAAAGCCUCUUUUCACUGGCAAGUGAGUGAAGGCAUCAUUUCACAGUUGGAGGUGACCCAAGAGAAGGAGGAGAUGGAAGAACAGAAUCCAGAAGGACCUGGAACUAGCAAGACAGCAAGCAAAGGCCCCCUUCUCCUCCAAGCUGGGAGUGGUGUUGAAAGAGCUGCGGCAGAGAUCCUGGCUAAGGACACCAUGACCUCAGAUGUGCAUUGCCGACGCUUCCGGCUGUUCCAGUAUCACAUGACUGAUGGGCCCCGGGAGGUUUGCAGCCAGCUCCAUGGACUUUGCAGCUACUGGCUGAAGCCAGAAAGGCACACCAAGAAGCAGAUCCUGGACCUGGUGAUCCUGGAGCAGUUCCUGGCCAUCCUGCCCCCAGAGAUGCAGUGCUGGGUCCGAGGAUGUGGGCCGGAGACCAGUUCCCAGGCGGUGGCCCUGGCUGAAGGUUUUCUCCUGAGUCAGGCAGAGGAGAAGAGGCAGGCAGAACAGAUGUGGGGACCAUCCGUGAAGACAGAAGAUUCAUUCCCUGAGGCGGAAGGAGCUUCCUUAGAGCAAGGGCAGAGUGCGCAAGCCAUGGAGCGUGCCCAGGAUGCCCUCUCCUGUGGCAGUGGAGAGAUUAAGUUGAGUCAUCGUCUUUUCAGAGGUGCGGAAAUGUCUGCUGCAUCUCCAACCCAGCGUCCCUUUUCCUUUGAGGAGGUGGCUGUACAUUUCACCGAGGCAGAGUGGGAACUGCUGGAUCCGGACCAAAGAGCUCUCUACAGGGAAGUCAUGCAGGAGAACUAUCAGAGGGUUCUUUGUCUAGCAGAGGAUGAUCAGAAGUAUGAGAAAAGGGAGGAAGUUCAUCAGCAGUCACCAGAGAAUGUUAAAAAGGAAGACCUGAAAGGAAGCUUCUGGAAUCAAGGCAGGCUAAAGAGGCAGAAAGGCAGGCAAACAGUCAAGAAGAGAAAUAAAACUAUUCCUUGCCAUGGGAGGGAUUUCCAAAAAGUCAUUCACAUGGGGAAGGAAAUGGACAAGUGCUCAAAACAUAGAAUGAACUUUUCGGAUCAAACCCAAGGUAAUGUCCAUUUCCAGGGACAGAAAUUCAGUUUGAGGGGCACUCUUGAAAACCAUCAAAAAAUCCACAGAGCAGAGAAAUUAUUUGAAUGCUUGGAAUGUGGAAAAAAAUGUAUUAGGCGUGACCAUCUUCUGCAGCACCAAAGAACACAUACAAGGGAGACAAUCUUUGCAUGCUUAGAGUCUGAGAAGAGAUUCAGUCACAGUGAAAAUUGUCACCAGCAUCAAAGAACCCACCCAGGGGAGAAACGUUUUGAAUGCUCAGAGUGUGGGAAGAAAUUCAGUCGAAGUGGCACUCUUCGACGGCAUCAAAGAACUCACACAGGGGAGAAACCUUUUGCGUGCUCAGAGUGCGGGAGGAGAUUCAGUCAGAGUAGUAAUCUUCAGAAGCAUCAGAGUACCCACACAGGGGAGAAACCUUUUGAGUGCUCAGAAUGUGGAAAGAGAUUCAGUCUGCGUGACAGUCUUCACUGGCAUCAAAGAACCCACACAGGGGAGAAACCUUUUGAAUGUUCAGUGUGUGGAAAGAGAUUCAGUCGAAGUAACAAUCUUCAACAGCACCAAAGCACCCACACAGGGAAGAAACCUUUUGAGUGCUCAGAGUGUGGGAAGAGAUUCAGUCGGAGUAACAAUCUUCAACAGCACCAAAGCACCCACACAGGGAAGAAACCUUUUGAGUGCUCAGAGUGUGGGAAGAGAUUCAGUCAGAGUAGCAAGCUUCAGCUGCAUGAAAGAACCCACACAGGGGAGAAACCUUUUGAGUGCUCAAACUGUGGGAAGAGAUUCAGUCAGAGUAGCAAGCUUCAACGGCAUCAAAGAACCCACACAGGAGAGAAACCUUUUGAGUGCUCAAAGUGUGGGAAGAGAUUCAGUCAGAGUAGCCAUCUUCGGAAACAUCAAAGAACUCACACGGGAGAAACCUUUUGAAUGCUCACAGUGUGGAAAGUGAUUCAGUCUGCGUGACAGUCUUCACCAGCAUCGAAGAACCCACAUGGGAGCAAUCUUUUGAGUGCUCAUAGUGUGGAAAGAGAUUCAGUCGAAGUAGCACUCUUCAACAGCACCAAAGCACCCACACAGGGGAGGAACCUUUUGAGUGCUUAGAGAGUGGAAAGAGAUUCAGUCUGUGUGACAGUCUUCACCAGCAUCGAAGAACCCACAGGGAUAGAAACCUUUUGAGUGCUUAGAGUGUGGAAAGAGAGUCAAUCUGCAUGAUAAUCUUCAACAGCAUCAAAGAAUGCACACAGAGAAGAAACCUUUUGAGUGCUCCUAUUGUGUGGGAAGAGAUUCAGUCACCAUUGCAGUCUUCAGUAGCCUCAAAGAACCCACAUAGGGAAGGAAACCUUUUGAGUGCUCAGAGUGUGGGAAAAGAUUCAGUCACAGUAGCAAGCUUCAGUGGCAUCAAAGAACCCACACAGGGGAGAAACCUUUUGAAUGCUCACAUGCUCCACACAGGGGAGAAACCUUUUGAAUGCUGUGGGAAGAGAUUUCCACAACUUGACCAUCUUCUGCAAUGUUAAAAAAACCCACACGGGAGAAACCUUUUGAAUUCUCUGAAUGUGGAAAGAGAUGCAUUCAGCAUGACUUUCAAAACCAUCAAAGACCAAAACAAGGAGAAGCCAUGUAACUGCUUAGCCUGUGAAGAGAGUUUUUUUCUUAUUUCACACCUAAAAGACAACCACAGGCCAUACAAACUACUGAAAAGAUUUAAAGCGCCAAACUGUACAGGCAGUGACCUGAGAAAGCAGUUUCAAAGUGUGAAGGAGAGAAGCUACUUUCACCUCCUCACCGUGGAGACAUGCAUGGCUCAGAACAAUAGCUCUCCCAGGAUUUAUUAAAUAAUACCUUCAGCACCCAAGUCGGACUUCCCUUAUGUUGUUAGCUGCCCUGAUCCCACCAUUGGAUAGGGCAGAUAGAAGUUAAAUAAAUAAAUACAUACACUUAUCCUUCAUUAAGUGCCACUCAAGCAAAUGCUGAGGUCUGUUCACCUUCCCUAUUACCCUUCUUGCCUGGGGCUUGUAGUGCCUGCAAAAUUCUGCCAUCCCUAUGUCUGCCUCCAGUUGAAUGAUCAGUGUGUUGUCCUCUAGCAGUGAGUAAACUUGUCUCAGCAUACCUUUUGCCCUAUAAAUAUGUCACCAUGCUUCCCCAGUAAAGAGUGUGUGCUGUGUGUGUGUUUUCUCACCACCCUUUUGCAUGUGGGGCCACUCUCUCACUUCUCAAAAUGCUGUCUGUUUCCUCUUCAACUUGCUGCUUCCAUGGACCUCUUCAAGACCAGUAAAUAUUACCCAUCCCUACAAUGCUAUCCCCUUUCCUCCCUGAUUUCCCUAGUUAGCUCAUGUAUGUGUAUGCUGUGUGCACCCUUGAUUUGUCCUGGUUUUUUUUGUUGUUAUUACAAUAAAAACCGUUUUCCAAAGGUUCCCAUAAA